This is a messenger RNA of Phyllopteryx taeniolatus (common seadragon), 4385 nucleotides long. It is a transcript of the gene ace, whose product is annotated as angiotensin I converting enzyme (peptidyl-dipeptidase A) 1. The record is from RefSeq and is a predicted model, not a curated record. NCBI's taxonomy places the organism in Eukaryota, Metazoa, Chordata, Actinopteri, Syngnathiformes, Syngnathidae. Gene Ontology annotation, cellular component: plasma membrane. The transcript is spliced from 25 exons. Bases 231 to 4085 code for a protein of 1284 amino acids. Gene Ontology annotation, molecular function: metallopeptidase activity; peptidyl-dipeptidase activity. Gene Ontology annotation, biological process: proteolysis.
UGUGUUGAGGGUGGGGAUUACGUUGAGUGUUGUAAACGGGUGCAAGUGCAGGCUGCAGAGGCGUGUGGGCUGGCUCAUGCCGCUACUUUAAAAGACACUUGCUGAGCUUGGUGACCAGUCCUGGCAGAGGAGCCUGAGGCCACAAGUGGAAGGUGUUCUCUUCAAUUUUCACAUUUUCCUCCCAACUUUUCCCCCCCUCCUAUUUACACUUGUGCCGCUGGGCAGCCGACAUGGACACGUUUGUGUGGUCGGUUGUGAUUGUGCUGCAAGUGGUGCAGCGCUGUGAAGCUCUGCCAGCGAGCUGGCAGCCAGGGGAAUAUUCCAACACGCCGGCUGACGCGCUGAAGUUCCUCGCCGACUACAACAGCACCGCCGAAGAGGUUUUAUUCUUCAGCGUGUUGGCCAGCUGGAACUACAACACCAACUUGACAGAGUACAACUCUCAACUUCAGGUGAGCGCAUCCUUGGAGGAGCAGGCCUUCACUGAGGCCUGGGGGGACAAGGCCAAGCUGGUGUUCACUCGGGAGUUGCUUGACACUCUUGACCCCAAAGAUAAGAAACUGAUGAGCAAAGUCAUGGUCCUCGGAUCUGCCAACCUGCCUUCCAAACAAAGAGAAGAGUAUAACACCAUUCUCAGCACCAUGGACAGUAUUUAUUCAACCGCUAAAGUGCAUCCGCAGCCUAACGUCUCCUGGAGCCUGGAACCCGAUCUAACGCACAUUAUGGCGACCUCAAGGAGCUACAAGAAGCUGCUGUACGCUUGGGAGGGCUGGCACAAUGAGUCGGGUGUCCCCCUCAAGGGGCACUACCCAAGGUUUGUGGAGCUCAGCAACGAAGCCUCUCGAGCUGAUGGAUUUAAAGACACAGGGGAUUAUUGGCGCUCUUGGUACGAGACAGACAACUUCCAGGAGGUCAUCGAGCAACUGUACCAAACGAUCGAACCUCUCUAUCAGCGCCUGCACGCCUUCGUGCGCCGACAACUGUACAACCAGUACGGCCCCAAGUACAUCAACCUCAGAGGACCGAUCCCCGCUCACCUGCUGGGAAACAUGUGGGCCCAGACCUGGAACAAUAUCUACGGCUUGAUGAUACCGUUUCCUGACAAACCCAACAUGGACGUGACUGAAGAAAUGGUCAAACAAGGCUACAACGCUACAACAAUGUUCCGUGUUGCAGAGGAGUUCUUCACAUCUCUGGGUUUAGCCGAGAUGCCUCCAGAAUUCUGGGAGGAAUCCAUGCUGGAGAAACCCGAUGAUCGAGAGGUGGUGUGUCACGCGUCUGCCUGGGACUUUUACAACCGCAAAGACUUCCGGAUCAAACAGUGCACCACAGUGACAAUGGAGCAGCUCUUCACCGUCCACCACGAGAUGGGCCACGUGCAGUAUUACCUCCAGUACAAGGACCAGCCCGUAGGCUUCCGUCGCGGGGCCAAUCCCGGAUUUCAUGAAGCUAUCGGCGACGUACUGUCUCUGUCCGUCUCCACGCCGAAACACCUGAAGACAAUCGGGCUGCUGGAUUCCGUGACGUCUGACGCUGAAUCCGACACCAACUACCUGUUAAAGAUGGCACUGGGGAAGAUAGCCUUCCUUCCUUUUGGCUACCUUAUCGACCAAUGGAGAUGGGGUGUAUUUGAGGGCAACACCCCCCCAGAGCGAUACAACUCGGAAUGGUGGUACCUCAGGACAAAAUAUCAAGGCAUCUGCCCACCCACCAAGCGCACCGAGGAGCACUUUGAUGCCGGCGCAAAAUUCCACAUUCCUGGAAACACGCCGUACAUCAGGUAUUUUGUUAGUUUCAUCCUACAGUUCCAGUUCCAUGAAAAACUGUGUCAGGCAGCUAAUCACAUUGGACCCUUGCACACAUGCGACAUCUACCGCUCUGCAAAAGCGGGUGCUAUUUUAAAAAAGGUUCUUCAGGCAGGUUCCUCCAAGCCCUGGCCUGUUGUGCUCCAAGAGGCUUUAGGCACUAACAUGAUGGAUGCAGGCGCACUAAUGCGAUACUUUGAACCCAUUAUCAAGUGGCUGGAUAAACAAAAUGUUAAUGAUGUGCUGGGAUGGCCUGACUUCAACUGGGUCCCACCCAUUCCUGAGGGCUACCCAGAGGAUAUUGAUAAAAAUACAGAUGAGCUUGAUGCCAAGAAUCUUCUGGAUGAGUACAACAGUACAGCUGAAGUGGUGUGGAAUGCUUAUACUGAGGCCUCCUGGGCGUAUAACACUGACAUCAAUGAAGCCAACAAGCAGAAAAUGCUUCAGGAGAACCUGAACAUGUCGGCCCACACUUUGAUCUACGGCCAGCGGGCACGGCGGUUCGACACCGCCGACUUCACAGACCCCGCGGUCAAACGCAUCGUUAAAAAACUCAGCGACAUCGAGAGGGCCGCACUGCCGCAGGCGCAGCUUGAAGAGUACAACAAUAUCCUGUCCAACAUGGAGACCAAAUACAGCGUGGCAGAGGUCUGCAGAGAAAAUGGCCAAUGCCACCCACUGGAUCCUGACCUUCAGAAGAUCAUGGCAGAGUCCAGAGAUUAUGAUGAACUGUUAUUUGCCUGGAAGGGCUGGCGAGAUGCAGCCGGCAAAGUACUUCGCUCAGACUACAAGACAUACGUCGAACUGGCCAACCAAGCUGCCAGACUCAACGGUCACAGCGACAAUGGCGCUCUCUGGCGCUCUCUGUAUGAAACGCCGACCUUUGAGGAGGACCUGGAAAGUCUUUGGAAGGAGCUGGAGCCGCUCUACCUGAACGUGCACUCCUACGUUCGCAGGGGUCUGUACAAAAAGUACGGUCCAAAGCGCAUCAACCUCAGGGGACCCAUACCUGCUCACUUGCUGGGCAACAUGUGGGCGCAGACGUGGUCUGGCAUCAUGGACCUGGUCAUGCCUUAUCCACACGCCACGCAAGUUGAUGCCACGCCGGCGAUGGUGGCAAAGGGUUGGAAUGCCAAACGAAUGUUCCAGGAAUCAGACAACUUUUUCACCUCUCUGGGGCUGCUGCCUAUGCCAAAAGAGUUCUGGGACAAAUCCAUGCUGGAGAAGCCCACCGACGGCCGCCAAGUGGUCUGUCACGCCUCCGCAUGGGACUUCUAUAACAGAAAAGACUUCAGAAUCAAACAGUGCACUGUUGUGACCAUGGACGACUUGAUCACCGUCCACCACGAGAUGGGCCACAUCCAGUACUUCCUGCAGUACAAAGAUCAGCCCGUGGCGUUCCGUGAAGGCGCCAACCCUGGCUUCCACGAGGCCAUCGGCGAUGUUCUGGCCUUGUCUGUGUCCACACCCAAACAUCUGAAGAGCAUCGGCCUCCUGGACAAAGUGGAGAACAAUCACGAGAGUGACAUCAACUUCCUGAUGAACAUGGCGCUUGAUAAAAUCGCCUUCCUACCUUUUGGCUACCUGAUGGACCAGUGGAGGUGGAAGGUGUUUGAUGGACGCAUCCCGCCGUCUGAGUACAAUAAAGAGUGGUGGAACCUCAGAAUGAAGUACCAGGGCCUGUGUUCGCCCGUCACCCGCACCGAGGAGGACUUCGACCCAGGUGCAAAGUUCCACAUCCCCGCCAACGUUCCCUAUGUGAGGUAUUUUGUAAGCUUCAUUAUCCAGUUUCAGUUCCACAAGGCCCUUUGCGACGCCGCCAAGCAUGUGGGGCCCCUGCACACAUGUGACAUUUACAAAUCCAAGGAGGCUGGGAAGCUGCUGGGAGACGUGAUGAAGUUGGGCUUCAGCAAGCCCUGGCCCGAGGCCAUGACCAUGAUCACAGGCCAGCCCAAAAUGAGCGCUGAGCCUCUUAUGGAGUACUUCGAACCUCUUACUAAAUGGCUGGAGGAAGAGAACGGCAAGAACAAGGAUAUCCGCGGGUGGCCAGAUUACGACUGGAGGCCUUUGAGUCCACCAGGUGAGCCUGAGGUUGAGAGCAACACUGUGGACUUCCUGGGAAUGAACGUGGACAGUGCAGCCGCUAUUGCGGGCCAGUGGGUCCUGCUGGGCCUGGGCCUGGUCCUGUUGGUUGCCACCAUCCUUCUCGCCAACAGACACAGGAAGUCAAAGAGGUCCAAAAGGUCGUUAUCAACGAUAGAGCUCAAGGAAAAAGACUAAAUGGCAACUGCAGCUUGCACAACCCUAAUGUGAAUCUCAGUGUUUUGUCAUUCUGUACAGUGCAUCUGAUCACAUUUGUUUUUACAGUAUUUGUUUUGGUCUGCCUCCCUAUUAAGUCGUGUAUAUUUAUUGUAUACACCCAUUAUAUUUUUGCCUAUGCAAAAAAAAUAAAAUAAAUAAACAUUGCAAUUUUGUAAUUUAUUUGUAACAGGGAGGAAAUAUUUGUAAAGUCAUUGAUUGUGUAAGGAUUUUUGAUUUUGUUUCUUAUUUCUACAAUAAAAAAAAUGUAAAAAUGUCUAA